Megalobrama amblycephala (Wuchang bream) is the source of this 3501-nucleotide messenger RNA. RefSeq lists its product as uncharacterized. The record is from RefSeq and is a predicted model, not a curated record. Bases 2306 to 2938 code for a protein of 210 amino acids. NCBI's taxonomy places the organism in Eukaryota, Metazoa, Chordata, Actinopteri, Cypriniformes, Xenocyprididae. The transcript is spliced from 5 exons.
UUACUUUUAACAAUUUUGUUAUGUUUUAUAAUUGUUGUUUGAUGUACAAAAGUGGUAAUGAUCUUGCACCUACACCCUUAAAGGCAUUUGUCUCUGCAUACUGAUAAUAUAAGACAAAUAAGAGCUUCAUCAAGAGGUGACUGUAAAGCAUAUUUUAGAGUUGCCGAUUUUGGUCAAUCAGCUUUUUCUGUAGGAGCUGUUAAUAACUGGAAUAUUUUACCAAUUCAUUUCAGACAGUGUACUACUUUUGCACAGUUUAAAUUACAUUAAAAAAAAUGGUUAAAAGAUGAUUCAGGUUUGUGAUUAUGGAAUAUAUAAUAUCUUUCUAUUCUAGUUUAUACUGUUAAGUGAUGGGUUAUAUGUCACAUAUUUUGUAUUUGUGGGGGUAUUUUAUUGUGUAUGUAUUGUAUUUGUGGGGGGAUUUAUUGUAGGCCUGUAUAUUUUUAUAUCAAUAAUUUGGUCUUAGUAUACUCCUACCCAGGGACAGCAGAUUAAAUUUAGCUCUGUAGCUAGUUCUGGGGCAGGUUUUUUUUUUUUUUUUUUUUUUUUUUUUCUGUCCAUUGUUCCUGUCAAAGAACAUUAUAAAAUAAUAAACACACAAAGUCCAUUCAGUGUGGUUUUUAUUACUCCACUAGUUUUAGUUAUCUUGUUCAGAUAACAGAUGACACUAUUAACAUUUUGUUUGUUGGACUGCAUGUGUAACGACUCGUCACUCGAAGUGGGAUCCAUAAGAAAGAUUUAUUAGUAAUCGUGGUCAAACAGGUACACAGUAAAAUCAGCAGUGUAAAAAUUGCAGUGUUAAAUGUUAUUAAUUCCCAAAGAGUUGAAUUAACAACCUACAGUGCUAAUGAGUUCUGCUUUUCAGUGUAGUUACAGGGUGUUAAAUUAUGUGAUUUUAUUUUUACACUUAAAGUGUUAAAAAAAAAAAGCGCCAAUUUGUCUUGACUCCGCCCCUAUAUGACUGUUGCCUUUUAAAAAGAUGAGUCGACAACGCCAUUUUCUUCAUGCGACUGAGACGGUAAGUGUGAUUGCGUUCUCUCUCUCUCUCUAAAAUUAAAAAGUAAAUAAAAUUGUGUCAGCAUUAUUAGUAAAAAAUAUAAAUGGAGUUGGACAAAUUUGAAAAUUACUAACUGCGCGUGUUUUUGUCAGGAAUGCUCCUUAAAGUUCAGAGUUUAAGUUUCUGACGUCGAUUCCAAACUUUCGGAUUUCCUGGAUGAAGCCUUCGUGAAGUUCGGCAUUCCCGCCUCCAGUCAGGCCGAGGCGAAGCUUUUCGAUGAGUCUGGAACUGAAGUGGACGAGGAUGUCUUUGGGGAAGUUCUGAAGCAGCCAGAUUUGGGCGUUUUUCUGCUCAGAUUGGAGAAUUUGUCAAAUGGUAAUUUUAUAUUUACUUUGAAAGCGAAAGUCUGUAAAAAAGUAGAACUGAAACGCGUUUUUUUUGUGACUCAUAACGUCACUCAUUUAAAAAGUUAUAGGCCCCGGGUAUAGGCCUACUUCAUUUUCUGUCGUGAAACGUUAAUGCUGUAAACGACAUGAAUUUUGUUUGUGUAAGUUUCGUUUCGUUUUUAUACUGAAAAUCAUAUCUGUUGUGUGUCUCGUGUCGUCAUAUAUGCGUCAGACACAGCCGCGCUGCUAUCAAGUUUUCUUACAUGAGAAUUACGUUCAUGCGAACAUUGUAAAAGUGUUUUAAAUCUUAAACUGUAAUUCCCAAAAGUUUUCCAAUUCCAGCCGUUAUUUUAGUGCGCACUGGCAUUCGAGGUGAAAUCGUUCUUUGCUAUCAUACAACAUGUUAUUAAAUGUAGAAAUACAGGGUGCGUCUCAAUCAGCUCCCUAGCUCCCGACCCGAGCUCGUGUACACGAAUUCGGGCACUGGUAAGGACAGUAACGGACACUGGCUCACUACACAUUGGGACACUUAUGACUGUAUUUCGUGACAAUACGUGACAAAAAAAUCAGAUUAAAUAAAUGCUAAAUAAAUGAGCGUUUCAGUCCUCCACAUGAAUGUUGUCAAGGUCAUUAACUCUAACAGUAAUUUAAAAUCCUUAAAAAGUUUAUAUUAAUUAUCCUACAAGUUGACAUCAGUGCUAUAUUAUUUUAUUUAGUUUAUUUAGUUUUCAGCUUAUUCAAAAUUGAGCAUAAUCAAAAUUGUUUUACCAUAUUGAAAGUCCAAAUUUAAGUUGUAGUGCUUUAAUUUAUAUUUCGUUAUUGAAUAAUGUCUCAACUUAAAUUUUUGAAACCUUUUUUUCAAUAGAAUUAGCAAAUACCCCUGCAGUGUCCAGUGAAGGAAGCUCCUCUGAGACCGCAAACUAUGAAUCUGAUGACAGUUAUUCUGAGUGGCGGAACCCCUUCAAGAAAGCAGCAGAGAGCCGAAGAUGAAGCUAGAAUUCUGGUCCAAACAAUUCUGCAGGCUAAACCUGGUAGGGAUGCAAUCAUCAGAGAGUACCAAAAAACCAGAAGCUUGACUGACAGCACCAGGAGGAAGAUGAUCAAGAUUCUUACUGCAGAUAAGACUGAAAAUCAUAGCACAUCUCCACCUAAACAUAUUAGAGAAAUGUAUGCCCAAGGAAUUGUUUCCGUGUUUCCAAAUCUUCGUGAUGAACAUUAUUAUGAUCCUCAAAGUGGACAAGGGUACUUCACUUGGAAAAUAAAGAAUAUUCAGAGGAACAGUGCACCAUCAGACAACCGUAGAUAUUCCCCCCAGUCUUUCAGUGGUGGCCCAACUGCAGAAAGAGAGGCUUCAUCCAGCACUGAAGUUAUCCUGACAGAAGAGCAGUGUAGAGAAGCUGUUUCUCUAAUGAAACAUACAUCAGAGGUAGAAACCGUGAAGGUCAAAAUGAGGGAGACGUUUCAGUAUCGUCGCAAGAUGAUUCAAGACCCAAGGAGAUCCAAUGAUGUGCUGACUGAAUUUCCCCGUUUCUUGGACAUUAAAGGCCUGGUAUGAUUGGUUAGGGUUAAAUAAAUGUUAUGGGCUUCAUUUAAGUUAAGCUUAAUUGACAACAUUUUUUCUCGACUUCUGUUAAACCUAGAAUAUUCCACAAACCAAUGUUCUCUCAGUGAAAUGGGUGAAGUAUAAUGGAACUGAAUAUCGUUCUACAGUACCUUAAUUAUUUGUGGUGAAGUAAACCUUGAUUUGCCAGUGUUUUAUAAAAUCAAAGACAUUGUUAGAAACUAAUGCGUGUUACUGGUGGCAUCAUGCCUAAAAACUGUUUAUUUUGACAAACAUCUGUAUUCCUACAGAAUUGAUCCAAGACCCAGUGAUUCUCUGAAAGUCUUCAAUGUCAAUGAACUAAUUUAUUACAAACCUAUUGAUUUACAGAUGUCAUAUGGGUCUGCUAAUUUCUUUUGGUAUGUUGUACCUUACUGCAAUCUUGUUCAAAUCGGUUCUUAAAUCUUCAUGACAAAAUUUGAUGAAUUUGUGUGUUUUAAGUUUUAAAUUUAUGUGCAACACCUCAUUAAUGUGAUUAAGUAACAUUCUGCCAUGUUUUAAAGCCGCUUUUCAUCAUG